This is a messenger RNA of Colletotrichum paranaense, 414 nucleotides long. RefSeq lists its product as uncharacterized. The transcript has 3 exons. Gene Ontology annotation, biological process: mitochondrial translation. Lineage: Eukaryota; Fungi; Ascomycota; Sordariomycetes; Glomerellales; Glomerellaceae. The record is from RefSeq and is a predicted model, not a curated record. Gene Ontology annotation, molecular function: structural constituent of ribosome. Gene Ontology annotation, cellular component: mitochondrial large ribosomal subunit. Bases 1 to 414 code for a protein of 137 amino acids.
AUGACGAUCAGAGCAUUGAAGACGGUGUCUACCGGCCGUAAUGGCCUGGGCUCUUUCAUCCUCCAGUGCAAGAAGCUGGACUUUCACUACUGCGACUGGGCCGGCAGCUCCAAGGGAAUGAACGGCUUCAUCAAGUCUCAGCUUCCAAAGUUCGCCGCCGCAAACCCCCAAGUCGAGUUCACCGUAUCGCCCCGUCCGUCGAAACACCCCAUCAUUGUCGGCCACUACAUCAACGGCCGCGAGAAGGCCAUUUGCGUUCGGAAUAUGGAGCCAAUCGAGAUCUUGAAAAAGGCUGAGCUUCUGCGCGACGCCAACGGAGAGAAAUUGAAGAGGGUCAACAAGCCGGUCAACAGUAUCAACCCCAGUGUCAGAGGUGUCUGGAGUCCUUACCACGGAAAUGGCAUGGCUGUAUAA